This is a messenger RNA of Mercurialis annua (annual mercury), 1118 nucleotides long. RefSeq lists its product as uncharacterized. The transcript has 5 exons. The record is from RefSeq and is a predicted model, not a curated record. NCBI's taxonomy places the organism in Eukaryota, Viridiplantae, Streptophyta, Magnoliopsida, Malpighiales, Euphorbiaceae. Gene Ontology annotation, cellular component: chloroplast. The coding region runs from base 122 to 979 and encodes 285 amino acids.
AUCUCUCUCAACCAAUGGAGCCGAUUCUUAAUUUAAAACUUAUGGAUAAAUAUGAAUUUACGAUUAAAAUUAAUUACCUGAGGCUGCCUCAGUGCUAAAAGACUCGGUUGUUAAUUUAGUUAUGGCGGCGUCGUUUAUCUUACCCUCAGCAACGCUCACAACCUGUGGUUUAAAAUCCAGAACCAACUAUGAUAUAUCGGCGAGAACGGUGUCGUUUAAGCUCAGAAACGUCUCAACAACUAAGUGCCAAGCUACCGGCGAAAGCUCUCCGACUUCUCUACAACCACCUGUUUUUAGAGGUGUUUAUGGUGACUGGACGCUUGACCAAACCGACGUUCGAGAGGUGAUUUUAUACAGAUCAGGGCUGGUAACUGCAGCUUCUACGUUUGUAAUUGCUGCAUCAGAAGCAUUUUUACCUAAUGACUCUUGGUUAAGGGAAAUAAACCCUGAUUUGUUAUUUGCUGUUGGAGCUGGAGGACUGGGAUUAUCAUUGUUUUUGAUUCAUAUAUAUGUAACUGAAAUUAAACGUACACUUCAGGCUUUAUGGGCACUUGGUGUUCUCGGAUCUUUCGCCACAUAUACAGCUCUUGCUAGACCUGCUGGUGAGAAUUUGGUCCAGUAUGUCGUUCAUAAUCCAACUGCUGUGUGGUUUGUUGGUCCUCUAUUUGCAGCGCUUACGGGACUCGUCUUCAAAGAAGGACUUUGCUAUGGGAAGCUGGAAGCCGGUAUUCUAACAUUCAUCAUACCUUCAUUGCUUCUUGGGCACUUGACGAAUUUAAUGGGUGAUGGGCAAAAGCUUGCUUUACUUGGUACAUGGAUGGUCCUCUUUAUGAUAUUUGCUGGAAGGAAAUUCACUCAGCCCAUCAAGGAUGAUGUUGGUGACAAAUCCGUCUUCAUGUUCAAUGCUCUCACAGAAGAUGAAAAGAACGCUUUGAUUAAAAAGCUUGAGCAGCAAAAGCUCAUCCAGGAUCUUAAUUAGCUAGAAUUUUGAAUCAAACAUGACAUCUUAUUUUGAAGAGGGAAAAGGUUCAUAUACAAUUUUGACUAGCCAUCAUAUGUAAUAUAUGCUUGUAAAUUUGUAAUGUACUACAUAUUGUCAAAAUAUCCUUUGCGUCAAA